Molecule: messenger RNA, 1649 nt
Organism: Acipenser ruthenus (sterlet)
Lineage: Eukaryota; Metazoa; Chordata; Actinopteri; Acipenseriformes; Acipenseridae
Gene: nkx2.5
Product: NK2 homeobox 5
Exons: 2
Coding region: 162-1067 (301 amino acids)
Biological process (GO): regulation of transcription by RNA polymerase II; cell differentiation
Cellular component (GO): nucleus
Molecular function (GO): RNA polymerase II cis-regulatory region sequence-specific DNA binding; DNA-binding transcription factor activity, RNA polymerase II-specific
Source: RefSeq, a predicted model, not a curated record
AUGAUCUAGCCCCGCACAACACCGAACAAAGUUUACAGGAAAGAUGCACGUUUCUUGAAGACCCUCAUUGUAAGACACGAUUUGGGGUUUAGUGGUUGCUUUGCCGUGUUAAUUGCACGAGGAUCAUUUAUUCUCUUCGGGUUUACCAGGGUUUCCUUACCAUGUUCCCAAGCCCGAUGACGUCAACUCCCUUUUCUGUGAAGGAUAUAUUAAACCUGGAGCAAAACCAAAGUGAAAUGGCUUCUCUGGAUGUAUCAUCCUGCAUGCUGGCGACAUUUAAACAGGAGACGUAUACCGAGAUUCCGUCGGCAGACUCUCUGUUCAAUGAAGAUUUCGCUCAGACCAAAGACACCAAAAACACUUGUCUGAACUACGCCGAUGCCUUUUAUGGCAAAAAUUUCUUGGAAAUGAAUGUCAACAAAGACGCAAAAUUGGACACAUUUGAGGGAAACAAGAAAAAAGAAAUCUAUUCAGCACACAAAGACACCGAGGACGAGGAGAAGGCAGAAGAAACGGAUCGCCCAAGACAAAGAAAAAGGAGAAAGCCUCGAGUGCUCUUCUCGCAGGCCCAAGUCUAUGAGCUGGAGAGAAGGUUCAAACAACAGAAAUAUCUUUCUGCCCCCGAGAGGGAUCACCUGGCCAGCGUCCUCAAACUCACCUCCACUCAAGUCAAAAUCUGGUUCCAGAACAGAAGAUACAAAUGCAAAAGACAACGGCAGGACCAAACGCUGGAAAUGGUUGGGAUCCCGCCUCCGAGGCGCAUCGCAGUGCCCGUGCUGGUCAGAGAUGGCAAACCGUGCAUAGGAGACACCGCUUACAGUACUUCGUAUAACGUUGGCAUCAACCAUUACACUUAUAAUGCCUACCCUACAUUCACCAACUACACCAACCCAACCUGCAACACAAACUAUACCUGUAACUAUCCAGCUACAGCAAUGCAAACCAUGCAAUCGUCACCAGCCAGCAAUAACUACAUGAACUUUAGUGUUGGCGACUUCAAUAACGUACCGUCUCACUUCCAGCCUGGCAAUGGAGUAUCUACAUUACAUGGUAUCAGAGCCUGGUAGCUUCUUUUUUUUAGGAUAAUGGCAUUAGUUGUGUUGAAGGAGUUUGUUUAAUCCACAGGUUUUCAUGAUAGAAAGUACAACAAUUGGUAUGAACCUAAAAACGGACAUUUAAAAAAAAAGAAAUAAUUGUAACUUAAAACUUAAAUUGGUGAGAAGUGACAAUUAAAGUUUAGAUACUUAAAAAUCACGAGACAAAAAAAAAAAAAAAACCGCAGAGAAAGAAGGUGCUGUAAUUCCGAUACAUUUAAAAGAUUAUUCUGAUGUGUAACUAGUAGUCUACAUUUUGCACUGUCAAAUGCAUUUGAAAACAAUGUAUAUAAAUAUGUAUUAUUGCCCUAAAAUGUACAGAUACUGUAUUUGAUUAUUUCUGUUGGGAUUGUUUGAUGAAUUGUAUGGUUUGGUGUUUUUCAAACGCUGACAGAAUAUCGUGGGGUGCACUAUUAGCUAGAAAGUCAGAGGUUGUCUACUGUACUGCUCUGAUGCAUAUGGGAUAUUUCAUUGACCGACUAAAAACAUGACCUAAAAUAUGUAUUGUAAGAAAAGCAAAUACAAUUUUAAAUAAAGCGUGUACUUGGACUUCAA